This is a messenger RNA of Chinchilla lanigera (long-tailed chinchilla), 4956 nucleotides long. RefSeq names its product cache domain containing 1 (gene Cachd1). The transcript has 27 exons. Gene Ontology annotation, cellular component: voltage-gated calcium channel complex. Gene Ontology annotation, molecular function: voltage-gated calcium channel activity. Lineage: Eukaryota; Metazoa; Chordata; Mammalia; Rodentia; Chinchillidae. The record is from RefSeq and is a predicted model, not a curated record. Bases 224 to 3631 code for a protein of 1135 amino acids.
CCCGAGCCGGCUUUUGAUACGGAUAUUCAACUCCUUUGUUUACACGGAGAAAGUCUCCAACGGAGAGAGCGAAGUUCAACAGCUAGCCAAAAAGAUCCGCGAGAAGUUCAGCCGAUACCUGGACGUGGUGAAUCGCAACAAGCAAGUCGUGGAGGCGUCCUACACGGCGCACCUGACGUCCCCGCUCACCGCCAUCCAGGACUGCUGCACGCUCCCGCCCAGCAUGAUGGAAUUCGAUGGGAACUUUAAUACCAAUGUAUCUAGAACAAUUAGUUGUGAUCGACUUUCUACUACUGUUAAUAGCCGAGCCUUCAAUCCGGGACGAGACUUAAAUUCAGUUCUUGCAGACAACCUGAAAUCCAACCCUGGAAUCAAGUGGCAGUAUUUCAGUUCGGAAGAAGGAAUUUUCACUGUUUUCCCAGCUCACAAGUUCCGGUGUAAGGGCAGCUACGAGCACCGAAGUAGACCCAUCUACGUGUCCACCGUCCGGCCGCAGUCCAAGCACAUCGUCGUGAUCCUGGACCACGGGGCUUCAGUCACCGACACCCAGUUGCAGAUCGCCAAGGAUGCCGCGCAGGUCAUCCUCAGCGCCAUCGAUGAGCACGACAAGAUUUCCAUGUUGACCGUGGCAGACACUGUCAGGACCUGCUCUCUGGACCAGUGCUACAAAACCUUCCUGUCCCCGGCCACCAGUGAGACGAAAAGGAAGAUGUCCACCUUCGUCAGCGGUGUGAAGGCCUCGGACAGCCCCACACAGCACGCGGCAGGGUUCCAGAAGGCAUUCCAGCUGAUCCGCAGCACGAACAACAACACCAGGUUCCAAGCAAACACGGACAUGGUCAUCAUCUACCUGUCAGCCGGCAUCACAUCGAAGGACUCCCCGGAGCAAGAUAAGAAGGCAACUCUGCGAGUCAUCAAUGAAGAAAACAGCUUCCUGAACAACUCCGUGAUGAUUCUCACCUACGCCCUCAUGAACGAUGGGGUGACUGGCCUGAAGGAGCUGGCGUUCCUGCGGGACCUGGCUGAGCAGAACUCAGGGAAGUACGGCGUGCCCGACCGCAGCGCCUUGCCUGUGACGAAGGGCAGCAUGAUGGUGCUGAACCAGCUGAGCAACCUGGAGACCACGGUCGGCCGGUUCUACACCAACCUGCCCAACCGCAUGAUCGACGAGGCUGUCUUCAGCCUGCCCUUCUCCGAUGAGAUGGGAGAUGGUUUGAUAAUGACCGUGAGUAAGCCCUGUUACUUUGGAAACCUCCUGCUGGGGAUCGUGGGUGUGGACGUGAAUCUGGCCUACAUCCUUGAGGACGUGACCUAUUACCAAGACUCGCUGGCCUCCUACACGUUCCUCAUAGAUGACAAAGGCUACACGCUCAUGCACCCGUCUCUCACCAGGCCAUACUUACUCUCCGAGCCGCCCCUCCACACGGACAUCAUUCACUAUGAAAAUAUCCCCAAAUUUGAGUUGGUUCGGCAAAAUAUCCUAAGCCUCCCCCUGGGCAGCCAGAUCAUCUCGGUCCCGGUGAACUCGUCUCUGUCCUGGCACAUCAACAAGCUGCGGGAGGCGGGGAAGGAGGCCUACAACGUCAGCUACGCCUGGAAGAUGGUGCAAGACACGUCCUUCAUUCUGUGCAUUGUGGUGAUACAACCAGAAAUACCUGUGAGACAGCUGAAGAACCUCAACACAGUGCCCAGCAGCAAGCUGCUGUACCACCGCCUAGACCUGCUGGGCCAGCCGAGCGCCUGCCUCCACUUCAAGCAGCUGGCGACCCUCGAGAGUCCCACCGUCAUGCUGUCGGCUGGCAGCUUCUCGUCCCCCUACGAGCACCUCAGCCAGCCCGAGACCAAGCGCAUGGUGGAGCACUACACCGCCUACCUCAGCGACAACACCCGCCUCAUUGCCAACCCGGGGCUCAAAUUCUCUGUCCGCAAUGAAGUCAUGGCGACCAGCCACGUCACCGAUGAAUGGAUGACACAAAUGGAAAUGAGCAGCCUGAACACUUACAUUGUCCGCCGUUACAUAGCAACGCCCAGCGGCGUCCUCAGAAUUUACCCCGGCUCCCUCAUGGACAAAGCGUUCGAUCCCACCCGGAGACAGUGGUAUCUCCAUGCAGUGGCUAACCCAGGGUUGAUUUCGCUGACGGGCCCUUACCUGGAUGUUGGAGGAGCUGGCUAUGUCGUGACAAUCAGCCACACAAUCCAUUCAUCCAGUUCACAGCUGUCUUCCGGGCACACCGUGGCGGUGAUGGGCAUUGACUUCACACUCAGAUACUUCUACAAGGUUCUCAUGGACCUGCUGCCAGUGUGUAACCAAGAUGGUGGCAACAAAAUAAGGUGCUUCAUCAUGGAGGACAGGGGCUACCUGGUGGCGCACCCGACGCUCAUCGACCCCAAGGGCCACGCCCCGGUGGAGCAGCAGCACAUCACCCACAAGGAGCCGCUGGUGGCCAAUGACAUCCUGAACCACCCCAACUUCGUGAAGAAAAACCUGUGCAACAGCUUCAGUGACCGGACCGUGCAGAGGUUCUACAAGUUCAACACCAGCCUCGCGGGGGACCUGACCAACCUCGUGCACGGCAGCCACUGCUCCAAAUACAGACUGGCGAGGAUCCCAGGCACCAACGCGUUCGUCGGCAUCGUCAACGAGACCUGCGACUCGCUCGCCUUCUGUGCGUGCAGCAUGGUGGACCGGCUCUGUCUCAACUGUCACCGAAUGGAACAAAACGAAUGCGAGUGUCCUUGUGAGUGCCCCCUGGAGGUCAACGAGUGCACUGGCAACCUCACCAACGCAGAGAGCCGGAACCCGAGCUGCGAGGUCCACCAGGAGCCGGUGACGUACACGGCCAUCGACCCCGGCCUGCAGGACGCCCUGCACCAGUGCGUCAACAGCAGGUGCAGCCAGCGGCUGGAGAGCGGGGACUGUUUCGGGGUGCUGGACUGCGAGUGGUGCGUGGUGGACAGCGACGGCAAGACCCACCUGGACAAGUCCUACUGCGCGCCCCAGAAGGAGUGCUUCGGGGGCAUCGUGGGGGCCAAGAGCCCCUACGUGGAUGACCUGGGUGCCCUAGGUGACGAGGUGAUCUCACUGAACAUGAUCAAGAGCGCGCCCGUGGGCCCCGUGGCCGGAGGGAUCAUGGGCUGCAUCAUGGUGCUGGUCCUGGCCGUGUACGCCUACCGCCACCAGAUCCACCGCCGCAGCCACCAGCACAUGUCGCCCCUCGCGGCCCAAGAAAUGUCUGUGCGAAUGUCCAGCCUGGAGCACGACAGGGACGACAGGGACGAGGACAGCCACGAGGACAGGGGCAUCAUCAGCAACACGCGCUUCAUCGCCGCGGUCAUCGAGCGCCACGCACACAGCCCCGAGAGGCGGCGGCGCUACUGGGGCCGGUCAGGGACAGAAAGUGACCACGGUUACAGCACCAUGAGCCCCCAGGAGGACAGCGAGAAUCCGCCCGGCAACAACGACCCCGUGUCGGCGGGGGUGGACGUGGGCAACCACGAGGAGGACCUGGACCUGGACGCCCCGCCGCAGACCGCAGCGCUCCUGAGCCACAAGUUCCACCACUGCCACCCACACCACAGCCACUGCCUGCAGGCGGCCGUGACCGUGCACACCGUGGACGCGGAGUGCUGACCUCGGUGGGCGCGGGGCAGCGUGAGGCCACGGCGAGACAGCCCUGGCGCGGGAGCCGGGCCAGAGCAGGUGACCCCACCUCCUGCCCGCGGACGUGUGCGGACCGGUGGGCCUGGACGGUGGCCCGUGGAGGAAGCCGCGGACGGGCCGAUGGGCGGCCCUGGCCUCGCUCGCGGGCGGAGCUGAAGGCAGAGCUUCGCCAGGAGCCGGGACUCUCGGGGCAGCCGGCCGAGGUGCGCUUGCGGGAGCCGGCUCAAGCUCCUUCAUCGGCCGGGGGCUGAGAGACAGGGCGCUGGCCGUCAGCACCCCGGGCCCACCGCGUGUCCCCGCAGCCCUGGAGACCGCGAUCGCUGUGCGGAACUCACGCCCAGCUGCAGCGAUGCAUCUCAGAAUUUCUAAGGAAAGGGUUAUUUUUCUACUAUUUAUUGAACUUUUCAAACAUUCUCAAACUUCGGGGGAAAGGCCGGGAGCCGGGAGCCGGGAGCCGGGGCCGGCGGUUCCGAGCCGUUGCGUGUGUGGUGUGCGGCUCCUGGCUGGCGGCUCUGUUUCUUAUUUAACUGAUCCGCACCCCGCUGCCCGCCGCGGCACAGAACGGGCACAUGAGCAGCCUCGCUCUCUGACUCGCUGGCAUCGUUUCCCGACGCGGGCAGAGUUCAUCCUCAGAGCCGGAGGGGCAGGGGAAUCCCGGCAGUUCUACAGCAAAUGUUCCGUCUCUUUGUCGUUCGUUGUUCGUUUCCACUUCCCAUCCAGGCUUCCUUAGGUUUCUACGAAAUCUAAUAUCACAGCCCCAGCCCUCCCGCUACAGGAGGGUUGGGUUUAUUCUCCUCGUUUUAAAGACGAUGUGUUUUUAAAUGUCCCAUUUCUGAGAAUGAAACACUUGAGGGCAGGCGUUUUAGAAUUGUGAAAUUAGGGUUCUUAAUUAAAGAUUUCUUUUGAAAUCACAGUGAAAAGCUGCUGCCAGGUAUCCAGGAGGUCACCUCCGAACGGCCGGGUCCAGACGAGGGUUAAUCAAAUGCGGCCACUGCGCCAUGGGCGCGGUGCUUUUAUAGUGUUCUAAUCACCAAUAUAUUUUAGAUUCACACCUUGUGACUCCAGUAUGUUACGAAGACAUUCUUGCACCGUGUGUGUGUGGUAAAUCUCCGUCUAUGUGUAGUUGGGAAAAAAAUUCACUGAAUAAUGUUUUAAUGAUAGGGUAUUAUGAUACGAUGUAAAAAAAAAUUGGUCCUUCUGCAGUACAGGAAGUAAUCUAUAUAUGUGUUAUCUGGAACCCCCUUCAUCCUGUGUAUAAAAUUGCAGUCUAGUGAAAUAAACUGUAUGCAGCAGAA